AUGCGCUUCGUUGGCAACCUCUCUCUCAUCAACGCCGGGCGCGCUCUUUUUGGGCUACCACAAGCGAUUCUCUCUCCACCACACGAGACAUCCUCUGCCCCAACCGUCGCAAUAAAGAACGGCACAUAUGGCGGAGUAUACAAUAGUCAGUACGAUCAAGACUUUUUUCUUGGUGUCCCAUUUGCCCAGCCGCCUGAGCGGUUUUCAAUCGCCCAAGGACCUAAUACUUCAUGGGACGGUGUUCGACAGGCUACUGAAUAUUCAUUACAUUGCUACGGCUACGGUUGGGACCAGGAUGGAUUCGAACAGUCCGAAGACUGUCUCUAUCUGAAUAUAAUCCGACCAGCAGGUCUCAAGGACACCUCUAGGCUCCCUAUCGCUGCUUGGAUUCAUGGAGGUGGCCUGUUUAUGGGCGGUGCUUCAAAUCCCAGAUACAAUCUAUCAUUCAUCGUCAACCAGAGUGUUGCACUCGGCACACCUGUCAUCGGCGUCAGUCUCAACUACCGUCUUUCUGCCUUUGGGUUUCCUACAGGCAAGGAGGCCUUGAGUGAGGGUGUCACCAAUCUCGGCUUCCGCGAUCAGCGACUUGCGCUCCGCUGGAUAAAUGAAAACAUUGCGGCUUUUGGUGGUGACCCCGAUAAAGUUACGAUUUUCGGUGAGAGCUCAGGCGCUGAAAGUGUUGCGGCUCAGAUCCUUGCUUACAAUGGACGCGACGAUGGUCUUUUCCGAGGAGCUAUCGCCGAAUCUGGCUUUGGUGCUCCUCUUGACCGAUUCCCGGGUGGUUUCAACGGGACUCGACGUAUGCAGGAUACUUACGACUCCCUCGUUAGCAGUGUUCCAUCAUGUGCAAACCUGGUAGGGUUGCAGGAAUCUCUGGCUUGCUUACGAAAAGCACCUCUGAUAGAGAUACAUCAAGCUUUGAUUGUUAAUAAUGGUCGGACUUGGGCUCCUGUCUUGGAUGGAGACUUCUUUGCGGAUUAUACUACUAAUCAGUUCGAAAACGGGUGUUUCAACAAGGUGCCAAUCCUAAUAGGUGCGAACACAGAUGAAGGAGCGUCUUUCGGCUGGGGCAGGCGACCAAACGGUGGUAACGUCGACACUGACGAUGAGAUGAGAGAAGCUAUCGCAACUAUAAUCCCACCUGAAGCAGAGGAGAAUACAGGGAAGGCGGUUUCCGAACUUGUUGACGAACUAAUGGAAUUGUAUCCCAACGACCAGAGCAUUGGCAUACCGUCCUUGGAUUCCUGGCCGCAUAUCAUCAAGCCAGGCGAUUCCUAUGCGAACCAAUUCGGAGCUCAGUAUCGACGGUCUGCUGCCUUUUUCGGAGAUCAUCUCAUGCAGUACCAGAGACGCCGUGCUAAUAAAGCUUGGGACAAACAUGGCGUGCCUAGCUACGUGUAUCGUUUCAAUAUCAGGCCAAACGGACAGCCGGCAUAUUCUGGCGUAGGACAUUUCCAAGAGGUCGCUUUUGUCUUCUACAAUAUUCAUGGCAACGGAUACCCUACCAACCCCUUCGAGGGCGAAGGGACGUAUCCUGCGGAUGCCAAAGUCAUGGCCAAGACCAUUAGUACAGCAUGGAUCAACUUCUUCGCUGAUCUCAACCCCAAUGGAAAUUUAGGAUCCAAACUCUUCAGUGGCAAAGAGUGGCCUGUGUAUGGAUUGUCGGAUGGCCCUGAUGGGAAAGGUGUUGUAUUCAACAUCAAUGGAACCCAUGUUGAAGUCGAUAAUUGGCGAUCCGGUGGUAUGGAAUGGAUGGCUGAGCAUGCAUUAACAGUGUUUGGAAACUAA
Fusarium sp. VM40 is the source of this 1788-nucleotide messenger RNA. The record is from the annotation of a GenBank genome assembly. NCBI's taxonomy places the organism in Eukaryota, Fungi, Ascomycota, Sordariomycetes, Hypocreales, Nectriaceae.